AUGUUAUUAUUAUAUAGAAUAUUAAAUUUGGGAGGAGAUUAUAUUGUUGCAUUUUCAACUGUAAUUUUUUCAGUUUUGAUAUUGAUUUUAACACCAAUUUUUACAUUGGUUAACUUAAUCAGAUAUAAAACAUUUAAAUCUCCAAAAAAUAUUGUUAUUACAGGCAUGUAUCAUAGUGCAUCAAGUGGUAUUGGAUAUUCAUUAGCAUUGCAUUACUCUAAACCAGGUGUUACCAUUUCAUUGUUUGGAAGAAAUGAAACCAAUCUUUUAAAAUGUAAAAAAGAAUGUGAAGCUAAAGGGGCUGUCGCAGAAGUUAAUAUUGCUGAUAUAACUGAUAGAAAAACAAUGACCAAGUAUUUAACUGAUUUUGAUAGUAGAUACCCAGUCGAUUUAUUAAUUGCUAAUGCCGGUAUUUAUGAAUCACAAUUACCAAAUGAUUUUAGUUUCGAAGAAAAAACACACAUAUUAUCAGAAACUAAUGUUAAUGGUAUGCUUAACACUGUUUUACCACUUUUAUCAAAGUUUGAAGAACGUAAAGGUGGCCAAAUUUGUAUUACAUCCUCAUUAUCAUUUUAUGUGGACUUUUUCUUCCCAGCUUAUUCUGCAUCAAAAUCCUUCAUCACCUCGUUCGCAUUCGCCCUUAGAAAGAGAAUGGCUGAAUUUGGUGUAGGUGUCAGUGUUAUUGUUCCAGGUUUCAUUUUAACCCCAUUGACCGAUAGCUUCAAGAAACAAGGUUUAAUGUAUUUAAAUGUCGACCAAGCAGUUAAAAUAAUUGCCAAUGGAAUUAAAUACAAUAUGGCUCAAAUUUCUUUCCCAUUCCCAGCUUUACUUUAUGGUAUUUGCUACAGUAUUUCACCACCAAAUUUCCGUGGAGCAUUCUCAUAUUUAGUUUCAUGGGCCAAUAAAGAUAUUCAAACCUUUGACCAAAAAGAUAAAAAUAAUUAA
This is a messenger RNA of Dictyostelium purpureum, 945 nucleotides long. RefSeq lists its product as uncharacterized. The coding region runs from base 1 to 945 and encodes 314 amino acids. The transcript has 3 exons. The record is from RefSeq and is a predicted model, not a curated record. Gene Ontology annotation, molecular function: oxidoreductase activity. Gene Ontology annotation, cellular component: membrane. Lineage: Eukaryota; Evosea; Eumycetozoa; Dictyosteliales; Dictyosteliaceae.